CUUCAAUGCAUCGCGCGGUGUAUCUCAGGCAUGAUGUGUCUCAACCAUCGGUCUGGUGGUUCUGUCUAUCCCAUCACUCGUGGCGCUCCCUUCCCUCCGUCCGUCACUUUCUCCCCCGCCCAUCCCAUGAAUGAAUCAACACAAGGCGUCAGCGUUAUGGAUAUGCACACAAUGCAACACCAGCCAGCAGCCAGGCACCCAACCCCGACAGACGGCCGUAGUGUACACGACAGACAGACAGACAGACAGACAAGACAGACAUCCACACAGCACACACGAGUCAGUCAUUCUCAGUCAGAUUCUGCACGCAUGGAUGCCCCCCCUCCCUCCCUCCCUCCCUCUAUCAUCUGUGAUUCAAUGGUUGGUGUUAGGUCAGGUCACUUUCCGCUUCUUGCUCCGCGUCAUGUAUGUCGGCUCAGCGGCGACGGGCACAGCGGCUGCAGCAGGGUCAGAAAUCGGCUGGUCGGCGGGAUUGGCUGGCGCCACAGCCUCCACCGCCGCCGUCCCCCUCUGCCGCUUCUUGCCGUCGCCCGCCUGAUGGUUCCUCCUUCGCCCCUUGGCGCCUCGCUGGCCGCCCUCGUGCAGCUCAGUGUCCGCCGCCCUUUUGUUGUUGCCCUUGUUGUUCUCUGUCCUGCGGGCGCUCUGGGGCGCAUAGGGGCGCUGCUGCUCCUCACUGGCAGCCAGGAGGGAUCGCUUCUUGCCCCGCUCUGUCUGCUCCUGUUGCAGUCCGAGCCCUGGCGCCCGGCGCCUUGUGUGCAUGAGCAGCUUCUCCCUGUGCUGCGUGACGGCCUGCUGGGCGGCGUCGAGGAGGAAACCGAAGGGCAGAGUGGCGAUAUCAGGGGCACCCAUGGUGGUCGGGCUGAAGGCCUCACACACCGACUUCGGCUGCACACAUACGUACAAGAGAGGCACAAAGAUGCAAUCAUGGAUCGGGUCGACGGACGGCUUGGGAGGGGUUUCCUCUGUCUGCCCACCAGGGAGUGGGUGUUGAUGCGCGCCAGGGCCCGUGCGAUCGUGAGAGGCGCCAGAUGCUUGACAGCCACGUCUCUCGUGCUCACGGUCGGUGGCUGCUCAGUCAACUCGUACAGAAGAGGCCUGCAUGGAUAACACACAAAGCAACCGCAUGCACAGUGGAUGGAUGGAUGAAUUGAUGUGCUGCAUGACUUAGUACAUGUUCUUGAGUGUGUUCUUGACGGCGUGUGAGAGCUGGUUGGCGAUCUUGGUGCGGUGCCUGACGCCGUUGCGAGUACUGAUGCCCCACUGGUCGACUUGGUCACUGUUCAUGGGGGCCGAGACGAAUAGCUGCACACAAGACACAGACACGCACACGCACACAGUGAAAGCACUGAGCUCGGCAAAGAGACAGACGUACCACGCAGAUGUACUUACGUGUUUGAAUCUGAGGAAACUUUCGCUGCCGAUCUCGCCGCCGCAGAUUUCCAGCCGCGACUGCACAAUGAGGCCGUCGGCCUUGGCUGCGCCGACGGCGGCGUCGCACACCACCUGCAGCAGACUACGGGGACACCCAGCACCGCCCUGGGUAUGCGCGAAAUACGCCUGCACGCAUUCAAAGACACUGCGGUGUGGGCCGUGUGUGGGGGUGAGUGAGUGAGUGAGUGUGUGCGUACCUGGACGAGCGAAUUCAGUUUGUCUUGUCGCGCCUGUGCGCCGGUUUCCUUGGUGGACAGGUACAAGGCCAUGAAGGCCGCCUCCAAUUUGGCAACACUACCCCUGAUCGAUACACACGCGCAUGGAUGGACGCCACACACACACACACACACACAGACAGAGAGAGAGAGAGAAGAACACAUACAAGCCCGUCCCCCCUCCCACCCCUGUCUGUCCGUGUAUCUAUCUGCCUGCCUGCCUGCCUGCCGCUCCUUACUUGAGUGUCUCAUACAGCUUCUGUAGGGUAGCCUCCACAGCCGCCCUCAUGCCCCCAAAUGCAUCCUCACGACCAUCUUCCUGUUGCUCGCCUCCCCUCAUGACGACCACCACGCCCCACGCCUGCCAAUCGCACCUGCCCACCGCGAAGCCCUCGUCAUGCGCCGCCUUGGCCAGCUCCUUUGACAGCUCCGGGGGGCUCCUGCCCGUGGCGGUGACGGCGUCCGUCGCACGCACACUCCACACACCAUUGGCGUGCUGCGUGGCGCUGGCCAUGAAGGACCGCAUGAAGUCGCAUUUCUCGCACACGGCUUCCUUGGUGGUCCGGGAGAAGCGCAGCUUGUAUGUGAGGGGCACGUUUGGGUAGAUGCGACUGGUGCUGGUGGUGGGUGGGCCGUCUUGCUGCUGCUGCUGCUGCUGCUGGUGCUGUAUCGUCUGGUCGAGCAUGCGGAAGAAGGUCGUGACAUCAUCGGGUGCCUGGGCCUUGAGAGCCGCCAUGGCGUUAGUCGACGGCAGACUGACGGCCACCACACGACCACCACCACCACCUUGGCCACUUUCAGGCUGCUGGUCCGACCGGCUGACGUGUAUAGAUGUGUGGAUGCUGGUGUUGGUGUGUGCAUUGGGGCGUGGCUUGAUGAGGCCGUCCAUGAGUGUGCAGGCGAGGCGUGUGGCCGCCCAGGGGUCCACCAACGGCACGCUCGCGUUGCGGUGCAUCAUGAGAAGGUCCUCGGGACGCACGAAGACAUGAGAAUGGCCGCGGGGGCCAUCAGCACCUGACACACAGACAGACAGACAGGCAGGCAGGCAGGCAGAGAGAGGGAGAGAGGUACGGUGCAGACGUGUCGGUCGGUCGUGUUAUGCCCCCGCGGUCAUGCGUGUGUACGCACCGUUGUCGUGCGGCUGUCCGCCUGUGUAUUUGGUGUCCUUGACGUAGUUCUCGAUAGACUGCGGGAUGGUCAUGUGGAUGACCCCAUCCGCUCGCGGCGCGUGGCCUGCGUGGACGAGGUCAACGCCAUUCGUCGCAACCAACACGCGAACCUUCCCUACACACACAUAGACACGACACAACACAACACCGGUGGGCAGGCAUGUUAUGUCAUGCGUGUCUGUAUGCUCCGCGCGUGUGUGUGUGUGUGUGUGGAUGGACGCCCAUAGCCCACUCAGUCCUUCACCUGUCAUGAAUCGGUCCAUCACGGCGGCCAGCUGUGCCCUCGUUCGCCCCAAGUGAUAGGUCUCCACCUCCCCAAACGCACCUGCAAAGCACACAACAAACCACAACAGUACACAGUACAAGUGCAUGUGUCAUCCAUCCACCAGCCUGUCACUCUCUGAGUGGUGUGUAUGUCCUAACUUACGUGUUUUCAUCAGGGCAUCUGCAAGCAUCUCAGCGUCAGACUGUCGCCAUGCAAAGACGACGAUGGUCUUCAUGGCCGCCCAGGGAUACUUCCUGAGCAGCGACUUGACCUCCAUGACCCGGUGGAAGUCCCAACGGUGCUCGCUGUACGUCAUGCCAAAGACGCCAUCGUCAUUGGAGCCAGCUGGACAGACAGCACAGGGAGGAAAGGAGUUGAGGGCUUAUUGUUCAGAUGUCUGUCUGUCUGUCUGUCUGUCUGUCUGUUUUGGGUCUGGCGUGUCUGUCCGUUGUGGUUGUGUGCAGCGCCUGUGUACCUGAGUCUUGGCGACGUUCUUGGCCGUUGGCGGGGCGGUCGCGCGCAGACAAAGACUCAGGCACCUGCACACAGACAGACAUAGAGUGACGAUGCCCAAAGAUGGAGGGAGGCACAUCAUAUCGACAAAGUUUGUGAGUGAGAGAUUAAUCCUCACUCACUCACUCGAGGUUCGUUGACAUCUCGAUUGGCAAGACGGCUCCUAUCCCUUUUCCCCAUGGUCUUCCUGUUCUCCUCCCCACCCUGCUGCCGCUGCUGUGUGACGGGGGAGGGCAUCUCCAGAGGCAGGAACGGGUUGUGGAUAGGCGGAGACGGAGGCGCCGCGCCGCGGAGGUCCGGCCCCUGCUGCCUGCCGCUCUGCAGCUCCUGUGACCGUGACGCGACGGGCAGGGACGACAGCGGGUGCGAUGCCCUCUGCUGCUGGGGGUGCUGGGGGUGGUUGGUUGUGGGUGAGCGACGGUGACCGGAAUGCGGCAAACCGUUGGUCCCAUACUGCGAAUCAGCACGUGAGUGGACGUUGCGUGACGAGUAGGAAGGGUGAAGAGCGAUGGACGGUUGGCUCAGCUGCAGGCGUGACAAGGGUCCUGAAGGCCGUGGGGGCUCCGGCGAGCCCGGGCUGCCCGGCAUGACUGCUGAUGAACAAAGAACACUGACCAACUCAGACCUGCACACACAGCAGCACAGCCAUCCGUCACCGAGGUCAGAUUAUCGCUGCAUGCGAACAUGCGGUGCCCGGCAGUGCCCGUACGGUGCUCAUCCACAUGGCAUUUUGUCCCACCCGCGGCUUCCUGCCUCGUCUCAGCUUCGCUUACUUGAACUAUUGUGACAAACCGCGUUCUCUAUGACGUCAGACAGCGGCGUUCGCCUCUGCAAAAGGUGUGGAGAGCCAUUUUUCCGCCAUCGCAGAGCUUUUCAUGUGACUGGGGUCGGAUAGGUUUCACGGAUAAGCUCGCAGAUGCCGCCUCGAUGCAAGCGAUGCAGCCUGUCAU
Molecule: messenger RNA, 4543 nt
Organism: Vitrella brassicaformis
Lineage: Eukaryota; Vitrellaceae
Source: the annotation of a GenBank genome assembly